AAUAGAACAUCGUGUAGUACGUAUAGUUGUAUUUGUAUAGGUACACUGUAUAGAUUACUCGAUUUGAUAUUAUUACGGAUGUAAUAAAAAAGAAUUAAAUAAAAACAUUAUUGUUCGCUUGGCGCAAUUCGUAAUUCUUAUACUUAAGUUUCUAGUGAACGAUUAUCAUUAAAUCAGUGCGUUUCGUUCUUGCUUUAAGAGUAACUAUGAAUAAAUAAUUUUUAAUUUUAAAUAAUUCAUAAUUUUAUUUAUCAUUGUUAUAAAUUUUAAAUUGUCAAAUGACGACAGAAUUGAUUUUUUGUAUAGUUAUUAGUCCCUGUUAUUUAAUGACGCGAUUUUUGAUUAUUACUUCUUUUAAAAACGCUGUGACACCUCUGUCAUUUUAGUGCAAAAAUUAACGUAUACGACGAUAUCCUAUAAACUAAGACCGGUUCCACUAUUUCGAUUUAAGACUAGAAAUCUAAUGUUCAUCAAUUUUAUGAAGAUUGGCAUAAAAAAUAUUUAUUUUUAAGCAAUAUUUGAAUUUAAGUUUUCUAUUAAUGCAAUUAAAAUGACUUUGGAUUACGACACUGCCAAUCGAGCUGCUGAACUAGUUGAAUUGUUGACUAGCAACGGUCAAGAUUACAAUGAUUGGUCAAAACUAAAUGAAAUUGAAAAUAUUUGCAAAAAAUCUACUGAGUAUAUUGAGAGAGUUCACAUGUUACUUUUACAUCAGCUUAAAGAAAAACAUUCAGAGGUUCGAUUUAGCGCUUUGCGAGUAUACGAUUUUCUUUUUAAGAAAUUUCAGCAUUUUAGAAAACUAGUAAUUGACGAUUUUUCGAUUUUUUUAAAACUUACUAUAAAUACUGAUAUUAAUAAACCAUUACCACCACCAAAAAAAUUUGCCAAAGAAUUAGAAAUAAUGUCUGUGAAGUAUAUCAAAGAGUGGAAAGACGAGUUUGGAAGUGAUUUUAUCGACGAAUUCGAUUUUGUUUUUAAAUAUUUAAACAAGUACAAAAAGAUCGAUUUUCAAACGAUGACUGUGCUCUCGUUUGACGAGGCUAGGAGAAUUGAAGAUAGAGAAUGCCGACAAAAAUAUAUUAAUGAAAGAAAAAUUAAAUUAAUUCAGAGUGAAUUAAAAGAACUCGAACCAGAAAUCGUGAUAGCAAUUAAAAGUCUAGAAAGUUGUCUAGAAUUGUUAAUUCCUACUCCUGAACAAUUUGCUAUACCGGAAGUAGAACAAAUCAUCAAUAAAGAUAGUUUUAUUCAAAAAAAAACUAAUGAGUCUUUUAAUAUAGCUCCUGAAUGCUUUGAUAAAGAACUAAAUCUUAGGGAAAAUGGAAUUAUAUAUCCUGAACAUUCUGUCACAGUUACCUUGAAAUCAGGAUUCCAAAAGAGGGUUAAAAAGACCGAAGACAACCGAGAUGUAAUUGAAUCCGCUAAUGAACAAACUAAACUCAUUACCGAAAAAUACUUACCAAAAGUAAAACAGUGGUUACAGGACGUUGCUAAAAUAUCUAAUAAUGAAGUUCUAUUGAAAAAAAUUAUUGAAAUGAAGCAAUAUAUAAUAGAUUUGAUAAAACGUGAAAAUAAAAUAAUUUAUUAUGGAGAAAGCGAUAAUUCAAACGAUGAUGAUUCAGACAUGGAAGAAGUGUUACCAUCAACGAAAAUUGCAGAUGAGUUGUUAACACAAUAUGUUUUAAAUAAUAGUACGUUUUCAAGCGCGACUACGUCUUCUCAACAAAAUUUGUCGAAUGAAAUAAAAAAAAAAUCUUUAGAUGUCCCCAAGUUACCAUUUGAUGUGGAUUUGUAUCAUUGGGAAGACGAAAAUAUUGCAGCUCCUCGAGUAUUACCAACUAAUACCGAAGGUUAUCAUUUUUGGUCUUCUAAUUCGGUUAUGGAUACUGACGGUGAUGGGAUAAUACAGCCAGGGGGUCCUUCAAAUUUACGUACAAGAGUCAUCGAGUUUACAGGUAAAUUUGAAAGAGUGGAGAGACAAUGUCGGGCGCCAUUACCAAGUGGAAAACUGUGUGCCAGAGAAGAUCGAAUUAAAUGUCCUUUUCAUGGCGUAAUCGUUGCUAGGGACGAGUCAGGACGUCCAAUAAACCCAAAAGAUGAAAUAGAAUUACAAAAGAAUAAAGUACCUGAUUGGCAAGACCCACAAUUAUUGAGAGAUAUACAACGCGAAACUGGUGUAAACUUAACAAUGCCGAAAAAAGGAAGCCGAAAAAAAAAAGAAAAAUACCCAAAGCUGACAGAUUUUAAAAAAGAACAAAAUACUCCUCGUGCACGAUUGGAAAAAAAAAUUUUUAAGAAAUCAUCAGUCAAAAAAGUUGCCAAGAUAAUGGACAGCAUGGAUCAAAGAAAAUUCAGAGAUAAAUUCGGUGAUCAAUUCAAUUAUGUUCACGAUACUGCUUAAUAUACUGAUAUCUUUAAAAAUAAUAUUGAUAAAUAUUAAUUAAAACAUUUUACUAAGAAAGUAAUUUU
Messenger RNA from Daktulosphaira vitifoliae (grape phylloxera), 2466 nucleotides. RefSeq names its product UV-stimulated scaffold protein A-like. Gene Ontology annotation, cellular component: chromosome. NCBI's taxonomy places the organism in Eukaryota, Metazoa, Arthropoda, Insecta, Hemiptera, Phylloxeridae. Gene Ontology annotation, molecular function: RNA polymerase II complex binding. The record is from RefSeq and is a predicted model, not a curated record. Gene Ontology annotation, biological process: transcription-coupled nucleotide-excision repair; response to UV. The transcript is spliced from 11 exons. The coding region runs from base 551 to 2398 and encodes 615 amino acids.